Boeremia exigua is the source of this 1800-nucleotide messenger RNA. RefSeq names its product cytidine deaminase-like protein. Bases 1 to 1800 code for a protein of 599 amino acids. NCBI's taxonomy places the organism in Eukaryota, Fungi, Ascomycota, Dothideomycetes, Pleosporales, Didymellaceae. Gene Ontology annotation, cellular component: cytosol. Gene Ontology annotation, molecular function: IMP cyclohydrolase activity; phosphoribosylaminoimidazolecarboxamide formyltransferase activity. The transcript is spliced from 3 exons. The record is from RefSeq and is a predicted model, not a curated record. Gene Ontology annotation, biological process: 'de novo' IMP biosynthetic process.
AUGGCUGGCCAAAAGACUGCUAUCAUCUCCGUCUACGACAAGACAGGCCUCCUUGACCUGGCCAAGGGCCUCAAGGAGGCCAAUGUCAGGCUGCUCGCCUCUGGCGGCACCGCCAAGAUGAUCCGCCAGGCGGGCUUUGAGGUCGAGGACGUCUCUGCCAUCACCAAGGCGCCUGAGAUGCUCGGCGGACGCGUCAAGACUCUGCACCCGGCUGUCCACGGCGGCAUUCUCGCGCGCAACCUCGACUCGGACGACUCGGACCUCUCUGCGAACAGCAUCGACAAGAUCGACUUCGUUGUCUGCAACCUGUACCCGUUCUCCGAGACUGUUGCCAAGAUCAAUGUCACCAUCCCGGAGGCUGUCGAGGAGAUUGACAUCGGCGGUGUCACUCUUCUACGCGCUGCGGCCAAGAACCACGCACGCGUUACCAUCGUCAGCGACCCCAAUGACUACCACGACCUCCUUACCGAGCUAAAGAACAACGGCGGCGAGGUUUCUGAGAAGAGCAGACAGCGAUACGCUCUCAAGGCCUUCGAGCAGACAUCUACAUACGACAGUGCCAUCUCCGAGUUCUUCAGGAAGAAGUAUGCCGGCGAUGGCGAGCAGUUCCUGCCCCUGCGCUACGGCGCCAACCCUCACCAGAAGCCCGCGACCGUCUCCAUGACCGACAAGCCCCUGCCGUUCAAGGUCCUUGGUGGAUCACCCGGAUACAUCAACUUGUUGGAUGCCUUGAACGCAUGGCCUCUGGUCAAGGAGUUGAGCAAGGCGCUCGACUACCCGGCAGCUGCCAGCUUCAAGCACGUUUCGCCCGCCGGUGCUGCCAUCGGUGUUCCCCUUAGCGCCGAGGAGAGGCAGGUCUACAUGGUCGACGAUAUCGCGGGCAUUGAGAGCUCUGGUCUUGCGCAGGCCUACGCCAGAGCACGCGGUGCUGACAGGAUGUCCAGCUUCGGUGACAUGAUUGCUCUGUCUCACGAGGUUGAUCUGCCCACCGCCAAGAUCAUCAGCCGAGAGGUCUCCGAUGGUGUCAUUGCACCUGGCUAUACUGCUGAGGCUCUCGAGAUCCUCAAGAAGAAGAAGGGUGGCAAGUACCUUGUCCUUCAGAUGGACAACGACUACGUGCCCUCUACCGAUGAGUCGAGGACGGUCUACGGCAUUACUCUCAAGCAGCACCGCAAUGAUGCUAAGAUCGUGCCUUCUGAUACUUUCAACACCGUCAUUGUCCCCAAGGGCACUGGCGCACUGCCCAGUUCAGCUCAGCGCGAUCUGGCCGUGGCUACCAUUGCGCUCAAGUACACUCAGUCCAACAGUGUGUGCUACGCGCUCAACGGCCAAGUCAUUGGUCUCGGUGCUGGUCAGCAGUCUCGUAUUCACUGCACACGUCUCGCCGGUGACAAGGCUGACAACUGGUGGAUGCGCUUCCACGAGCGUACCCUCAACCUCAAGUUCAAGAAGGGUACCAAGCGCCCCUCCAAGUCCAACGCCAUCGACCUUCUCUGCUCUGGUCUCAUCCCCGAUAGUGGCAUUGAGUACGAUGACUUCGCCGCAAACUUCGAGGAAGGUCAAGUUCCCAAGAACUUCACCUCGGAAGAGCGCAAGGAGUGGUUGUCGAAGCUGCAGGGCGUCGCUCUAUCUUCGGACGCAUUCUUCCCCUUCAUCGAUAAUGUGUUCAGGGCGCACAGGAGCGGUGCUAAGUACAUCGCAGCACCGACAGGUAGCCAGAAUGAUGGCGCAGUUUUCGAGACCGCUGAGAAGCUUGGUAUUACAUUCGUCGAGCAGCACAUUAGGCUGUUCCACCACUGA